This is a messenger RNA of Linum tenue, 366 nucleotides long. The record is from the annotation of a GenBank genome assembly. NCBI's taxonomy places the organism in Eukaryota, Viridiplantae, Streptophyta, Magnoliopsida, Malpighiales, Linaceae.
AUGAAAUUCUUCAAAUUCCUCCCUUGCUCAGACACUCUCUUAACUUCCCUGUUCCUGUUCCUUUCCCCACUCACCAAAUUUCACACACCCUCCACAACCCAACCAUUCUCAAGCGACCUCCACGACACAAACUUUUCCCGGAACAAGUUCUAUUUCAGCCCCACAUCCGACAAGCUCAAUCUCUUCGUCUUCUCUAGAACCUGGCCGAUUGGUGCCAAUCCAGGCGGAAUGGAGCGCUACAUCACCAAACUCUACCAUUCCCUCGUCGACAAGGGCCAUGAGAUCCAUUUAUUCACUACAUCCAUAAUGGCAACCUUCACGUUUACUUCGGCGCCAACGACCACAGAUCCGUCAAUUUCUCCCUAA